Miniopterus natalensis is the source of this 3650-nucleotide messenger RNA. The record is from RefSeq and is a predicted model, not a curated record. NCBI's taxonomy places the organism in Eukaryota, Metazoa, Chordata, Mammalia, Chiroptera, Miniopteridae.
AUGCCUAAUCCUGAGCUCCUGGAACAGGAUUGCCUAGUUGUCCCUGUGCUCUGGUGGUUGGGCAGUGCAGUGAGAGUUGUUUCUCUUUCUCUAAACAGGUCUUCACACAAUGAACUAGAAAAGCACAGACGAGCCAAACUCAGGCUCUACCUGGAGCAGCUGAAGCAGCUGGUGCCCCUGGGCCCUGACAGCACCCGCCACACCACGCUGAGCCUUCUUAAGCGCGCCAAGACACACAUCAAGAAACUGGAGGAGCAGGACCGCCGGGCGCUGAGCAUCAAGGAGCAGCUACAGCGAGAACAUCGCUUCCUGAAGCGGCGCCUGGAGCAGCUGUCGGUGCAGAGCCUGGAACGUGUACGCACAGACAGCACGGGCUCCGCCGUCUCCACGGAUGACUCGGAGCAAGAGGUGGACGUAGAGGGCAUGGAGUUUGGCCCCGGCGAGCUGGACAGUGUUGGGAGCAACAGUGACGUGGAUGACCACUACAGCUUGCAGAGUGGCGGCUGCAGCGAUGGUGGCUAUGGGCCUCCCUGCCGGCGGCCUGCCCGCCCUGGCCUCUCGUAAGCCUGGUGCCCUCUGCUCCUUGGCCUGCCUGCCGCCCAGCCAAGUGCAUCAACCCUCCAGUCCUCUCAAGCCUCUCCAUGGGCCCACUGCUGUGCCAUCCUGGAAGCUCUAGCAGCCUUCUGGGCUGCCUGCCUCCACCCGCCUGCCGGUCAGGGCCCACCUCGCCGCCCGCCCCUCCCAGCCGGGCAGGGACCCCUGCAGGGAGGCGGGCCCAGCUCCCGAGUCCCGGAGCCCAGCGUAGCCACCCAUGGUCUGUUCUCAGAUUCCUAAUCAUUCCAGAAGUAUUAAAUGUCAUUGCUGCAAACCUCGGCGGGCGCCGUGUGAAGGGCUUAAUGACCAGCAUGGGGAGCUCAGACCCCACCCCGGACCCCAGGAGAAAGGAGUGGACUGAGGAAGGAAGGCGUGGCUCUCCAUCCAUCCACCUGUCCAUCUACCUGUCAGUCCACGUAGGCUCCUGAAGCAUGGACAAAGAGAUCCAUGAAGGGCGGGACUCUGGUGAGCACCCUGGGGCAGGAGGGUGGGGAGGGGCCUUUGCACCCUGAGAGGGUCAGGAGCCAGGGCUGGGCUCCUAGGGCAGGCAGGCCAGGCGACCCCACACCCCGCUAGGCAGCUUCCGCUUUGUUAGGUCCCUCAGGUGUACACACUCAUAUAUCUAGUCACGUCCACCUGCCUGCACACACAUGCACACAUGUAAACACACGUGGUGACCAGACCCAGAGGUACCUGGGACUCAGAGGGCACUGGUCCCCUUCAGGGGUCACCUAAGCAAAAGCUGGCCCCUGGCCUGUGCCUAGCUCCCUCUCCCACCCCCAGUCACCUGCCCAGUCUGUACAGGGAAGGGGGCUUCUGCCCCCAGCAGGGGCUGAGGUGUGUGCUGGGGGCCAAGGAGUUGAAGCCACUGGGUCUUCAGGGGGCUUUCUGGUGUCCCUUUUUUAAAAAAGGCAAAAAAUAAAAAUAAAUGGCUGCACUGCCCCACAGUCCAGAGCAGGGCCCCGGGAGAGGGGCCCUCCCAGAAAGCAAAGGGAACAUUUUUAAAACGAGAAGCAGGUCUAAGUCGUCGGCCGAGUGCGGUCAGCGUGUGCCGCCUGUUUCCUGUGCGAGAUUUUUGUACUCUAUUUUCCUAGUCCGCAUUGCGUCCUUGUUUGCCGAGGGGUGGGAGUGACCCAGCGUCUCAGGGACUCGUCCAUCUGUCACUGUUGUCCAAGUGUGCCUUGUGUCCUGUGUCUGGCCCCACCCCCACCACCAGCAUCUCCCUUGCGGCUCCUGGAAGGACCCCCACCUGCCCAGCAGGUGUCCUCCUGGCCCCUCCCCGUGGAUCAGCCCCUCCCAGCAGCCACAACUUCCCGGGAGCAAGAUAUUGCAAGGCCAGGUCAGGGGCUGCUUUCUGUCACUUUGGCAGGAGGAGCCGUGACCUGCCCCCCAGUGUCACCCUCCCCAGUGGCUAGCAGGGACCUGCUGUGCAACCCAGCCUCCAGGUCAGAAGGGCCUGCUAACCGGAGAAGUAGUUCCUACCUGUACUCAGCUUGAACCCUCCCUGCCCCCCUGCCUGGGGCGAGGGCUCCAGAUUUCAGACAUUGGCAGCUGAUGAAAACAGCGUUCACCCAGGGGGUCAGGCCUGAGCAUUAGGCUUCUCCUGGCCUUUUGUUCCCAAGCCCUUGUCCCCAGGGACCACACAGCAAUACUCGGGUGGCGGGCAGUAGGGCUGACCCACAGCAGUGUCUGCCUCCCCCUCUGGUGCAUUGUAACCAAUUUCCCAAUCACGUUUAUCUCCAGUCAUACCGACGGACACCCCAGGGUGGGUGGCCUAACUGAAGCAAGAAGGGGGUCCCUGGAGACAGCUCUGGCACAGAACCUGCCCUCCUGGGCUCGGGAUGAUGGGUGGAAAGCAGGCCUGUGGGGUCGGGGCUGGGGUCGUAAGGAAAACUGUUCUGUUGGUAUCUCCCUCCAGCUAAACUGGGGGCCCUGGGAGGGUCAUGGGAGGCUUCUCCUGUCUGUCUGAGCAUGUCCUCUGAGCAUUAGGGCAGGAACAUCCGAAGUUAAGACCCCACCCCUAACACCUGCAGAGGUUCUGCUCCCACCUCUGGCCUCAGCAUCUUACCCCAUGACCAGCUGUAGCCCUCAGCCCACCCUACUGGCAGCUCCACCCAGGGCUUUUCAGGCCGUGGUUUCCAAGUGGGCCAGGGAGUUGGCCUCACUGGCCACCCAGGGGUGCUGUAGUCCCAGGUGCUCCUCCCUGCACCAGCAGGCAUGUGAGGGGGUGGUCCUCAGGGCCAGGGUCAGGUGCUAGGAGGUACACAUCCAUUCCCCCUCCCUCCAGCUCCCUACCAUUUACAUAGGUUCGCUGUUGUGGGUGGCCAUGGGAACCCAGAGAGGGCCCUGCUGAGGCCUUGUUGAAUUAUUAGAGCAAACCUCAGCGUUGUCAGAUAUAUAGAAAGCAGACAUGAUGAGAAAAGGGCCAUUGGGGGUGCCCACACCCUCUCCGUGUGCCCUCCCAUGCCCAUGUAGGCCACUGUGGCACUUUGUGGCUGAGCUCCUGGAACCCCAGGCUCCCGUUUGGGUCCCCACUCUCAUUGUGCAGUGGCCCCGACACUCCAGGUCAUCACUGCAGUGUAGGCCCAGCUGGCUGGGGAGGCUGCAGGAUGGCUCCCCGCUCCUCAGAGCCUUGGCCCUGCCUCUGCAGACUGGGUUUCAGGGGCCCAGUGCCCAAGCCUACUUUCCUUGGCAGAUGGAGCCCUGCACCCAACUAUGGCCCCAAGGGACCCCUCCUGUCUGCCCCAGACAAUGCUCAUCUACUGGGCAAGGCAGGCUCCCUGACACCCUCCCACCCCCUGCUUCUUUCUGGGCCAGCUAACCUGGGGCCCCCUCCCUGCCUCUGUGCACAUAGGAUUCUAAACCCAGGCCACAUCCAGGGCACUAGGGCAGGUUCCGUGCCAGAGUCUGGGGCUGCCCAGGAGGCCUGGUGCUUGCCAGGUGGGCACAUUGCAAAGUCCUCACUGGAGAGAGAUGGGUCACUUGUCCCUGCUCACGGGAGGGACUGUGCUGUACCAUUCUGUCUUUGUAAUAUAAAUACAGAUUUUUAUACCUCA